GAAUCACCUGAGGACCUCCUGAGGACCUCCUGGACCACCUGAGAACCUCCUGGACCACCUGAGGACCUCCCGAACCACCCCCACCAUGUCCUCCACCCUGAUCCUCACCGUCUACAUCCUCACCUUCACCAUCGGCUUCCCGGCCAACAUCUUCACCUUGACCGUCCUGGCCACCAAAUGCGGCCGCUCCAACCCGUCCUUGACCUCCUGCGACCUCCUGCUCCUCAACCUGACCUUCUCCGACCUCCUCCUCCUCCUCUUCCUCCCUCUCAAGAUGGCGGAGGCGGCGGCCGGGAUGGUUUGGCCGUUGCCGGAGCUUUGGUGUCCGGUGGUGAAUUUCUGUUUCUACUCCAGCAUGUAUCUGAGUGGGCUUUUCCUGGCGGCCCUGAGCCUCAGGAGAUACCUGGGCGUGGUGGCCCCCGUCCGCUUCAGGGAGCGCAGGAGACCCGGCCGGGUCCUGGCGGUCAGCGGGGUCAUCUGGCUGGUGGCCUGCGGUCACUGCUCCGUCGUCUUCGUGGCCGAGUUGGGUGGGAGAGGAGAAGAUGACGUCGGUGGCGUUGGCGACGUCAGUGGCGUUGGUGGCGUUGGUGGCCCCAAGGUUGACCUCGUUGACCCCAAGACCUUCAACCUUCUUGACCCCAAGUUUGACCCCAAGGUUGUCCCCGUUGACCCCAAGGUUGACCCCAAGGUUGUCCCCAUUGACCCCAUUGACCCCAAGACCUUCAACCCUCUUGACCCCAAGGUUGACCCCAAGUUUGACCCCAUUGGCCACUUUGACCUCAUUGACCCCAAGGUUGUCCCUGUUGACCCCAAGGUUGACCCCAAGAUCUUCAACCCUCUUGACCCCAAGGUUGACCCCAAGCUUGACCCCAAGGUUGACCCCAUUGACCUCAAGGUUGACCCCAAGGUUGACCCCAUUGACCCCAAGGUUGACCCCAUUGACCUCAAGGUUGACCCCAAGAUUGACCCCAUUGACCCCAUUGACCACUUUGACCUCAAGGUUGACCCUGUUGACCCCAAGACCUUCAACCUUCUUGACCCCAAGGUUGACCCCAAGACCUUCAACCUCAAAUUCUCCAACCCCAACGACCCCAAACUCAACCCCAAUGACCCCAAUGACCCCAAAGACCCCAAAUUCUCCAACCCCAAAUGCUACGACGACUUCUCCCCCUCCCAGCUCCGCUUCGUCCUCCCCUUGCGCCUCGAGUUCUUCUUCGUCCUCUUCCUCGCCCCCUUCUCCCUCACCCUCUUCUGCUCGGCCGCCUUCGCCCGCGCCCUCCUGGCGCGCCCGGCGCUGCCGGCGCCCAAACGCCGCCGCGCCGUGGGGCUGGCGGUGGCCAGCGCCGUCAUCUUCGGCGUUUGCUUCGCCCCCUACAACGUCUCGCACGUGGUGGGGUUCUGGCAGGGCCGCAGCCCCGGCUGGCGCGUCUACGCCACCCUCCUGAGCGGCCUCAACGCCGCCCUGGACCCGCUGGUGUUUUAUUGUUCCUCGGGGAGGGUGAGGAGGGCGCUGGGAGGGGUGGGGAGGUGGAUGAGGAGGCGGUGGGAGGGUUAGAAUGGGGGUGAAAGGGUUAAAAAUGGGGUGAAAAUGGGGAUUAAAGGGUUAAAAUGGGUGUGAAAGGGUUAAAAAUGGGGGUGAAAGGGUUAAAAAUGGGGAUUAAAGGGUUAAAAAUGGGUGUGAAAGGGUUAAAAAUGGGGUGAAAAUGGGUCUGAAAGGGUUAAAAUGGGUGUGAAAGGGUUAAAAUGGGGAUUAAAGGGUUAAAAAUGGGGAUUAAAGGGUUAAAAAUGGGGUUAAAAUGGGUCUGAAAGGGU
Molecule: messenger RNA, 1812 nt
Organism: Poecile atricapillus (Black-capped chickadee)
Lineage: Eukaryota; Metazoa; Chordata; Aves; Passeriformes; Paridae
Exons: 2
Coding region: 86-1555 (489 amino acids)
Biological process (GO): cellular response to fatty acid; G protein-coupled receptor signaling pathway
Cellular component (GO): plasma membrane
Molecular function (GO): G protein-coupled receptor activity
Source: RefSeq, a predicted model, not a curated record